AUGUUGAGUAUUCUUGAAGCUUGUCUCUCCUCUCCAGUUUGUGCACACCAUGGAGGAGCUCACACUACCCACAAAUUUUUUCAAAGUGGUUACAACCGGCCCACAAUUCAUCAAGUUAUAUUUGAUUUGGUAAAAGCCUUUGAUACGUCCCAAAGGCACGGAGCUAUAUCUCGUUCUCAUGAGCUGCAUGUGACCCGUAUCUUGGAGGUAGAGUUGCUUGAUGUGUGGGAUAUCAACUUUAUGGGAUCAUUUUUGAGUUCUUAUGUGCAAAAGCACAUCUUGGUGGAAGUAGACUAUGUCUACAAAUGGGCAGAAACAGUUGCAUUGGCGGAGAUAGAUGGAAAGAGUGUUGCUAGUUACUUAAAGAAGAAUAGUUUCUCUAAGUUUGACAUACCUAGAGAGAUUAAAAGUAAUGGGGGUUCACACUUUUGUACCAAAGUGUUUAGCACACUAUUGGCUAAAUAUGAUCCACUUUGUGUUGAAUGGUUGCAGGAAGUAAUGAGGGUUGAAGAACUUCACCACGGGAUGAUUGUUAUAGUGUUGAAGAAGAAAGAAAUCAACGAGAGCAGCUGA
Molecule: messenger RNA, 573 nt
Organism: Solanum tuberosum (potato)
Lineage: Eukaryota; Viridiplantae; Streptophyta; Magnoliopsida; Solanales; Solanaceae
Exons: 3
Coding region: 1-573 (190 amino acids)
Molecular function (GO): nucleic acid binding
Source: RefSeq, a predicted model, not a curated record